AUGCUGCCAACCAGAGCUUCAUCCCAGAUAGCACGAAAGCUGCCCAAACUGUAUCGUGUAGCUGCCUUUCAUGCAUCUUCAUCGCAUGCAUCCGCUAUUGCUGUUGUAGAACAGGUCGACCGCAUCGCUGCUUUCCGUCAAUAUGUCCUGAAACAUUUGACAUCUCCAGCAGGGUUUGAAAAAACUCCAUUCAAACGAAACUCGUCUUCUGAGGCCCAGCCUUGGAUUCCUGGUCCAAAUUCAUCUUUGAAGAGACCUCCGCUAGCUAAAAAGGUCUUGAUUGUUGGAUCGGGUGGUUUGAGUAUUGGUCAAGCUGGUGAAUUUGAUUACUCUGGUUCACAAGCCAUCAAGGCACUCAAAGAAGAAGGUGUAAAAACCAUCCUCCUAAAUCCAAACAUUGCUACAAUCCAAACCGGUAAAGAUCUAGCAGAUACCGUCUACUUUCUACCUGUAAAUCCAGAAUAUGUAGACUAUAUCCUGGAGCGUGAGAAGCCUGAUGGUAUUCUCUUGACCUUUGGUGGUCAAUCUGCCCUGAACUGCGGUAUACAGCUGCAAGCUCAGGGUAUCUUGAAGAAACAUAAUGUCAAAGUAUUGGGCACCCCUGUACGAACUCUAGAAGUCACUGAAGAUCGUGAUUUGUUUGCCAAGGCUCUUCAAGAAAUCGAUAUCCCUAUAGCCAUGUCUGUAGCAGUAAAUACCGUCCCUGAAGCAUUAGCUGCCGCAUCACAAAUUGGCUACCCAGUCAUUGUCCGAUCAGCUUUCGCACUAGGAGGUCUAGGCUCUGGUUUUGCCAACGACGAAGAAGAACUGAAUCAACUCGCAACAAAGUCCUUGUCUCUAUCUCCACAAAUCCUAGUAGAACGAUCCAUGAAAGGCUGGAAGGAAGUAGAAUACGAAGUCGUCCGUGAUGCCGAAAACAAUUGUAUUACUGUAUGUAAUAUGGAGAACUUUGAUCCACUGGGUAUCCAUACCGGUGACUCGAUUGUCGUUGCACCAAGUCAAACUCUAUCUGACGAAGAAUAUCACAUGCUUCGAACUGCCGCCAUCAAAAUCAUUCGUCAUAUGGGUGUAGUAGGCGAAUGUAAUGUCCAAUAUGCUCUAGAUCCAAAGAGUUUGAACUAUGCUGUUAUCGAAGUCAAUGCUCGAUUAUCUCGUAGUAGUGCUCUAGCUUCAAAAGCUACUGGCUAUCCAUUAGCUUUUGUAGCCGCCAAACUAGCUCUAGGUGCCUCUUUACCCGAUCUGAAGAACGCAGUCACUCGAACCACUACCGCCAACUUUGAACCAUCAUUGGAUUAUAUAGUUACCAAGAUACCUCGUUGGGAUUUAUCUAAAUUCCAGCAUGUAGCUCGUGACAUUGGAUCUUCAAUGAAGUCUGUAGGUGAAGUCAUGGCUAUUGGCCGUACUUUUGAAGAAUCUCUACAAAAGGCUAUUAGACAGGUUGAUCCAUCAUUCGAAGGAUUCCAAGCCUUGGAAUUCCCAGACUUGGAUGAGGCUCUCCGAAACCCUACUGAUCGUCGGCUAUUCGCUGUUGGUAAAGCCAUGAUUGAUGCAAAGUACUCCAUAGACAAGAUCCACGAGUUGACCAAGAUCGACAAGUGGUUUUUGUAUAAGCUAGAGAAUAUCGUAAAGACUCGUACAGAUCUGACUGCCUUCAAAGGCCCAUCUCCUGUACCUGAAACUACCAAUGUCAAUAAAACAGGGCCACCAACACAUACCACUCAGUAUCCGUUAACUACGUCAACGAUUCCAGUACCUCUCUUGCAUCAGGCAAAAAAGCAUGGAUUCUCUGAUACACAGAUUGCUCGUCUAACCGGAUCGACUGAACUUGCCAUCCGAGCUCUACGACAAUCUCACAAGAUAACUCCCUUUGUUAAACGUAUUGAUACCCUUGCCGCUGAAUUCCCUGCCUCAACUAACUACCUCUAUACCACCUAUAACGCAUCAUCUGAUGACGUAGACUUCAAAGACCACGGUAUAAUGGUAUUAGGAUCUGGAGUAUACCGUAUCGGCUCAUCCGUAGAGUUCGAUUGGUGUGGUGUCUCAGCCAUCCGAUCUCUCCGAUCCCUCAAAUAUAAAACAGUCAUGGUAAACUAUAAUCCAGAAACUGUAUCCACCGACUUUGAUGAAUGUGACCGUCUCUACUUUGAGGAAUUGUCUCUGGAACGUACCCUCGACAUUUACGAAAAGGAAGGAGCUUCUGGUAUUAUAGUAUCUGUCGGUGGUCAAUUGCCUCAGAAUAUUGCACUCAAGUUAUGGAAUAAGGGUAUCAACUGUUUGGGAACUAGUCCAGUGAAUGUGGAUCGAGCUGAAGAUCGUGAAAAGUUUUCACGUAUUCUUGAUAAUAUUGGUGUUGAUCAACCUGCGUGGAAGGAAUUGCGUAGUGUUGAUGAAGCGCUCAAGUUUGCUGAUGACGUUGGAUACCCAGUCCUGGUCCGACCAUCAUACGUCUUAUCUGGAGCAGCCAUGAACGUAGUCCACAAAAAGGCCGAUCUAACUCGCUUCCUAACGAUGGCAUCAGACGUCUCACCCGACCACCCAGUCGUAAUAACCAAAUUCAUCAAUAACGCAUACGAAUUAGACGUAGACGCAGUCGCAGCCGAUGGUAAACUCUUGACAUAUGCCGUAUCCCAACAUUUAGAAAACGCUGGUGUCCAUUCUGGUGAUGCUACUCUUGUACUCCCACCAUGUACGCCAGGACAACAGGAAGGUGUACCUGGUAUUACAAAACAGAUGAUUUUGGAUUGUAAGGGUAUUGCUGAUAAGGUUGCUGCUGCUUUUGAGAUUACGGGUCCAUUUAAUAUGCAGGUGAUUUUGGUUUUGGACGGUGGUAAACAUAGUCUCAAAGUCAUUGAGUGUAAUUUGAGAGCUUCGAGAUCAUUCCCCUUUGUUUCCAAGGUCUUUGAUGUCAACUUUAUCGACUUGGCCACACGAGCCAUGGUAAAACACCCAUCUCUAGCCACAGCAAAACCACAAUCAGAUCUCAUGUUUGUGCCCCGUAAAUACCAAGCAGUCAAAGUAUCUGUCUUCUCAUGGACUCGUUUAGCAGGUGCUGACCCCAUGCUUGGUGUCGAAAUGGCAUCAACUGGUGAAGUCGCAUGCUUUGGUCGUGAUGUCCGUGAAGCAUUAUACACGUCAUUGAUAUCCAACCAUAACAAUCUGAAAAACUUGCCCAUGCCAGCUGGCAGUGGCGUCUUGAUUGGUGUUGACGAACUGACUGAUAUGAAGGAAGCCAAGUAUAUCGCCAAACGCCUACAGGAAUUAGGAUAUAAGUUAUACACCGAUACAGCAUCAACCGCCUCAUCAUUCGCAUCAUCUGGUAUAAAAUCAUCGACUCUCGUCAGCGGAACCCCUGAAGCAUUCAUCAAACAAUUACAGGAUCGUCGAGAGUCCAAGAAGCUCUUUGACGAGAAGAAGAUAUCUCUUGUGAUAUCUCUAGCUAAAAUCCGUCCUGAUACACAAGAGGAUUUGCAGUAUUUGAUCCGACGAACGGGUGUUGAUUUUGGCAUUGGUAUGCUGAAUGAGAUUAAGGGUAGUAUUGUUUUCGUUGAUGCGUUGGCGGAUUAUGCCAAUGGGAGGUUGAGUAAGAAGGAGGGAACGAGGAGUUGGAGUGAGUGGACGGCUGGUGCCGUAUGA
Synchytrium microbalum is the source of this 3633-nucleotide messenger RNA. RefSeq names its product carbamoyl-phosphate synthase (glutamine-hydrolysing). Gene Ontology annotation, molecular function: ATP binding; metal ion binding; dihydroorotase activity. NCBI's taxonomy places the organism in Eukaryota, Fungi, Chytridiomycota, Chytridiomycetes, Synchytriales, Synchytriaceae. The transcript has 5 exons. Gene Ontology annotation, cellular component: cytoplasm; cytosol. Bases 1 to 3633 code for a protein of 1210 amino acids. Gene Ontology annotation, biological process: L-citrulline biosynthetic process; 'de novo' pyrimidine nucleobase biosynthetic process; UTP biosynthetic process. The record is from RefSeq and is a predicted model, not a curated record.